Molecule: messenger RNA, 544 nt
Organism: Tarenaya hassleriana
Lineage: Eukaryota; Viridiplantae; Streptophyta; Magnoliopsida; Brassicales; Cleomaceae
Product: non-specific lipid-transfer protein 3
Exons: 3
Coding region: 1-333 (110 amino acids)
Biological process (GO): systemic acquired resistance
Molecular function (GO): fatty acid binding
Source: RefSeq, a predicted model, not a curated record
AUGAAGAACAGCAGGGUUUUAGUUGUGGUCGCGCUGGUGUGGGUAAUAGCUUCAUGGGCCGUGGAAGGAGCCGGGGAAUGUGGUCGCACCCCUAUCGGCUCCGUCGACAGUUUGGCCGCUUCCAAGACCCCCAGGGCUAAGGUCCCACCUUCUUGUUGUGCCAAAGUCACUGCCCUCAUUCGGACCAACCCUCGCUGCCUUUGCGCCGUCAUGCUCUCCCCUCUCGCCGCACGUGCUGGUAUCAAUCCAGCAAUAGCUAUAGGCAUCCCCAAACGCUGCAGCAUCCGCAACCGCCCUGCUGGCAAGAGAUGCGGACGCUACGUCGUUCCGUGACUUGCAAAUGGGAUGGAUGGAGUUUAUGAAGCUUUGAGCAUUGGAUCUUAUGAUAGAAGAAGUACCUGUCAAAUAAAUAUGUUCACUUCCCUCUGCCAAAUCCUACUCGGUUGUUCCCUGUAAAAUGGUAAAAGAGAGAUAAUAUUAAUAUGCGACCCACCAACUUACUAAUCGGCUGUUCGAAUCAUUAAUGUCUAUUUACAUUGAAAUA